This is a messenger RNA of Pteronotus mesoamericanus, 1044 nucleotides long. RefSeq names its product transcription elongation factor A like 9 (gene TCEAL9). NCBI's taxonomy places the organism in Eukaryota, Metazoa, Chordata, Mammalia, Chiroptera, Mormoopidae. The transcript is spliced from 3 exons. The record is from RefSeq and is a predicted model, not a curated record. Bases 297 to 611 code for a protein of 104 amino acids.
CUCACGUGACCAGGAGUCGACGUGUACAGAACUGUUAGUCUGGUCCUUGUUCCAGUCUGGGUACCAGCUUCCUUCUGCAGCCCGACUGCCGGUGCCUGAGGCCAGGGAAGGAGAAAGAAUCAAUUGUACGGAAUUUUGCAGAUCUGUUGUUCAGGACACUACACAACCACUAGAAAAGACGAGAAAGUGACCGGGUCAGCACUGAAGCAAUUAUAUUCAAAGAAAAAUAAGCAGGAAAAAAGAAAGGAAGAGGAAAAGGAAAGAAAGAGGAAAGGAAGGAAGAGGACAUUCACAAGAUGAAACCCUGUCAAAAAAUGGAAGGAAAAUCAGAAAAUGAAAGUGAACCAAAGCUUGAGGAAGAGCCAAAAUCUGAGGAAAAGCCAGAGGAGGAGGAAGAGCCAGAGGAGGAGGAAAAAACAGAAGGAAGUUUUAGGGAAAGGCUGAUUCAGUCUCUUCAGGAAUUUAAAGAAGAUAUACACAACAGGCAUUUAAGCAAGGAAGAUAUGGUUAGAGAAGUAAAUGAAUUAGACGAGAUAAGGAGAGUAAGAAACAAACUUAUAGUGAUGCGUUGGAAGGUUAAUCGAAACCAUCCUUACCCCUAUUUAAUGUAGGUUUCCUUGAUUUUUAUUUUUUCUGAUAUUAACAUUGCCAUAUAGCUUUCUUUGGAUUUGCAUUUUCCUGAGAAAUCUUUGUCCAUUUUUCUACUUUUAACUUGUUACUAUUAGUGACUUUAGAUGCAUCUCUUUGUUUCUGCAUCUCAUUGUUUAUCAUAUUUUGAACCAAUCUGCAAGUCUCUGCAUUUUAAUAGGAGAGAGAGCUUUACUCAUUUGUAUAAAAAGAGGUUCCAGACAGGAUAUAAAAUUUAAAAAAGUUACUAUGGAAUAUGUGAAUAUCAUAUUUUUAAAAGGAAAGGGUACGUUUGUAUAUUACGUAUAUGCACAGAAAAACAUGUGAGGGAUAAAAGACAAAAAAGAACAUUAAGUUACAAGAUUAUGAGUGAUUUUUAAAAUUCUGCUUGCUUGUAUUUUUCCAUAUGCUAAAAUG